Messenger RNA from Pyricularia grisea, 1494 nucleotides. RefSeq lists its product as uncharacterized. The transcript is spliced from 5 exons. The record is from RefSeq and is a predicted model, not a curated record. Bases 1 to 1494 code for a protein of 497 amino acids. Lineage: Eukaryota; Fungi; Ascomycota; Sordariomycetes; Magnaporthales; Pyriculariaceae. Gene Ontology annotation, molecular function: oxidoreductase activity, acting on paired donors, with incorporation or reduction of molecular oxygen; monooxygenase activity; iron ion binding.
AUGUCAUUUUCAUCAUCCAACACCACUCAGCAGCUCCUGGGCAACCAAGAUGCCAGCAGCAUAUUGACCCUGUACAUCUCCUCUCUGGUGGCCGGCUUCCUAUUCUCCGUGUCCAUAUAUAUGAACAGGGACCCCUAUCCUCAACUCCCCAGAAUUGGGCCCAAGGGCCUCGCCAGGCUCACGUGGUUGACCCAAAAGUUGGACUUCAUUCUCAACGCCAAGGAACGGCUUAUGAAAGGAUCUAAACAAUAUCCCGACCGCCCUUACAAAAUCUUUACUGAUAUGGGCGACGUGGUCGUAGUCCCGCCCAGCUAUAUGGAAGAGCUGAAGAUGGUGCCGACUUUGGAUUUCAUGGCUGCUGGUGGAGAUGACAUGCACUCGUAUAUCCCUGGCUUCCAUGUGUUUGACCUGGAGCCUCAAUUUAUGAAAGCGCUUGUCAAGAAUUUGACCAAAGUCCCAGGAAAAUAUGAAUUCUCACACGACGACGUGAGCCUUCUCGUCACCCGUAUGGAUUCGUGUGUGUUUUUAGGCGAAGAGCUUUCCAAAGACCCGGCUUGGUAUAAAGCUGCAGCCGACUUUAUCCACGCCGCUUUCGCCACCGCCUAUUUUAUUGGGCUUUUCCCCCGGAACCUUAGGUGGUAUAUCAGUUGGUUUUUCCCGCCAACAUACCUCGUUCGCCAAAGGUUGAAUAAAUGCAAAGCGGUCCUCCAAUCAUACCUUGACAAGCGCACCGCCGUUAAAGCGGCCGCUGCUGCCAGGGGCGAACCGUGUCCGUACAACGGUGCAGUCGAAUGGUUCGAAAAAGAAUGUUCCCCGGACCAUAAUCCGGCCUAUUAUCAAAUCGCACUCAACUUCGUCGCAGUGCACACGACUUCGGAUCUCCUUUUCCAAACGCUGAUCGAUAUCGCGCAACACCCCGAAGUUAUUGACCCGUUGCGUAAAGAACUGAUGGAAGUGUUACGUUCCGACGGAUUAACCAAGGUGGGAUUACAAAAAUUAAAACUUAUGGAUAGCUGUCUCAAGGAAUCACAAAGGCGCCGGCCGGUAGCUACGGCAUUUUUCCGUCGCCUGGCCAUGAGCGACAUCAAACUCUCCAACGGCUUGGUAAUUAAGAAAGGGACUAAAAUCGUGGCGGACGCCGGCUGCAUGCAGAACCCGUCGCUGUGGGAAAAUCCUACCGAGUGGGACCCCUACAGGUUCUUACGGAUGCGCUCGGUUCCAGGCCAGGAGACCAGCGCCAACCUGGUGACGGCGACCCAGGCUCAUUUCGGUUUCGGCUACGGGCUCCACGUCUGCCCGGGGCGGUUCUUCGCAGCCAGCACUCUCAAGGUCGCCCUGGCGCAUCUGCUUUUGAAAUACGACUUGACAUUCCCCCAGGGUCAGCGAAACUUGAAGUCGAUCGUUGUCGGGCAACAUCACAUGGCGCAUCCCAAAACGAGGAUUUUGAUCGCAAGCAGGAAGCCCGAAAUCGACAUUGACUGUUUGCCCGUAUGA